Molecule: messenger RNA, 3379 nt
Organism: Linum tenue
Lineage: Eukaryota; Viridiplantae; Streptophyta; Magnoliopsida; Malpighiales; Linaceae
Source: the annotation of a GenBank genome assembly
AAUUGCUCCUGCACUGAACUAAAGGGUAAGCACCCUGAAAACUGUAGUGAUUAGAACAAAAGAAGAUCGUGUCUUUGGUAAACACAAACCUCAAAAAAACUUCACACAGACACCAUCCUCAAAGCUCAUAGAUUUCCUCAAAACAUCCGCGGUACAUUUCUUACACACAACUGACAACUAACACACAAAUCCAAACACAAAAGAAGGAAUCAUGGGUUUUGUUUCUUGUCUUGGUUCUGCUCCUUCAAUGGCUAUUUAUUGCCAUUUCCUGCUUCUUUCCUUGUUGCUUGUCCCUCCAUCUCUCUCCCAAGUCUCAGAAUUUGUGAGCAUAGACUGCGGAGGAACAACCAACCACACCGAUUCAAGAACGGGGCUCCAAUGGGUUUCAGACAGCAACCUAAUGAGAACUGGGAAUUCAGUUUCUAUCCAGAACCCAGAUGGGAAUUUGGAGCAGUACAAGAGAAGAAGAGAUUUCCCAAUAGACAGCAACAAAAAGUACUGCUACAACUUGGCCACGAGGGAGAGAAGGAGGUACUUGAUUCGAGCUACAUUCCAGUAUGGCAACUUGGGGAAUCAAGAUGCGUACCCAAAAUUUGAUCUUUACUUAGAUGCUACCAAAUGGUCUACUGUCACGAUUACGGAUGCAUCUAGGGUUUAUGUGAAUGAGAUGAUCAUAAGGGCACCUUCUGGUUCGGUUGAUGUCUGCAUAUGCUGUGCGUCGACUGGUUCACCGUUUAUAUCUACUCUGGAGUUGAGGCCAUUCAAUCUUUCCAUGUAUGCGACUGAUUUUGAAGGGGACUUCUUUCUCAAGGUGGCUGCUAGGGUCAAUUUUGGCGCGCCUACCAAGGAUGCUAUAAGGUACCCAGAUGACCCAUAUGACAGGAUUUGGGAUUCAGAUCUCGUAAAAAGACAGAACUUCCUUGUAGGUGAAGCUGGAGGAACAAUCAGGAUCAACACAACCAAAGACAUAUGGGUUGGCACUAGAGAGUACCCUCCAGUCAAGGUAAUGCAAACAGCAGUUGUGGGCACAGAAGGGACACUCAGCUACAGACUCAACCUUGAAGAUUUCCCGGCAAAUGCUAGAGCUUACGCAUAUUUUGCUGAGAUAGAGGAGCUGGGAGACUACGAGACUCGAAAGUUCAAGCUGACACAGCCUUAUUUCCCUGACUACAGCAAUGCAGUGGUGAACAUUGUGGAGAAUGGGAAUGGCAGCUACAGUCUGUAUGAGCCUAGUUACAUGAAUGUGAGCCUUGAUUUCGUUCUGUCGUUUGCGUUUGCCAAGACUCGGGAUUCGACUCGAGGGCCAUUGCUGAAUGCGCUGGAGAUCAGCAAGUAUCUGCAGAUUGCAGCAAAGACAGAUGACCAAGAUGUCACUGUGUUGAAUGCCUUUCGAUCACUAUCUCCUGGAAGCCCUUGGGCAAAUGAAGGAGGUGAUCCUUGCAUCCCAACUCAUUGGGAAUGGGUGACCUGUGGCAAGACUUCCCCGCCAAGGAUCACAAAAAUUUCCUUGUCAGGCAAGAAUUUGAAGGGAGAGAUCCCACCUGAGAUAUACCACAUAAGGGAAUUGGAAGAGCUGUGGCUGGAUGGGAACUCCUUCACAGGCUCAAUCCCAGAUAUAAGCAACCUUGUCAACCUUAGAAUCAUGCAUCUGGAGAGCAACAAGCUUACUGGUUCACUACCAAAGUACCUGGCAAGCUUGCCAAAUUUGCAUGAACUGUACAUACAGAAUAAUUCCUUAACUGGAACCAUACCUCCAACAUUGCUGACUGGGAAAGUAAUCAUUAACUAUGAACACAAUCCAGGACUACACAAAGAGGCAAAGAAAAAGAUGCACUUCAAGUUGGUGCUUGGAAUCUCCAUUGGCAUACUUGCAGCUCUAUUGCUUCUCCUGCUAGGAAGUCUGGUGUACUUGCUGCAUCACCGGCGAAAAAACACCAUUCAGAAAACAAAUGAACCAGCCAAAAUACCAGGGAGCUCUUUCCGUGCCAGUGCCAAGCCUUCGACUGCCUAUUCAGUUUCACGCGGCUGGCAUCUAACAGAAGAUGGCAUUUCAUACUACAUUUCACUCUCCAAAAUUGAAGAAGCUACCAAGAACUUCUCCAAGAAAAUUGGGAGAGGAAGCUUUGGGACAGUGUACUAUGGGCAGAUGGAAGAUGGCAAAGAAGUAGCAGUUAAAAUCAUGGCAGAUUCCUGCACCAACCUCAACCAACAAUUUGUGACCGAGGUUGCCCUUCUGUCAAGAAUUCAUCACAGGAACUUGGUCCCAUUGAUAGGAUACUGUGAAGAACAGAACCAAAGGAUCCUAAUCUACGAAUACAUGCACAAUGGAACACUAAGGGAUCACAUCCAUGGUUCGGUUAACCAGAAGCGAUUAGACUGGCUGGCACGGCUGAGGAUUGCUGAAGACGCAGCUAAAGGUCUUGACUACUUGCACACUGGUUGCAAUCCUAGUAUUAUACACAGAGAUGUGAAGACCACCAACAUUCUACUAGACAUCAACAUGAGAGCCAAAGUCUCGGACUUUGGUCUUUCCAGACAAGCUGAAGAGGAUCUAACACAUGUCUCGAGUGUGGCACGUGGCACGGUUGGUUACCUCGACCCCGAGUACUAUGCAAACCAGCAGUUGACAGAGAAGAGUGAUGUCUACAGUUUUGGGGUUGUCCUCUUGGAACUCAUCUCAGGGAAAAAACCAGUCUCUGCAGAAGACUUUGGUUCAGAACUCAACAUUGUUCACUGGGCAAGGGCUCUGAUAAGAAAAGGGGAUGUAAUGAGCAUAAUGGACCCGUUCCUGAUAGGGAAUGCGAAGAUUGAAUCGGUCUGGAGGGUAGCAGAAGUUGCGAUCCAGUGUGUCGAGUUGAGAUCAGUUUCCAGGCCAAAGAUGCAGGAAAUAAUCCUGGCGAUACAAGAAGCUGGCAAGAUAGAGAAAGGGGUUGACGAAAGCCAAAAGCUGAUGCAAUCUGUGGAUGGUUCCAAGGGACAAUCUUCCAGAAAGACAUUGUUGACAAGCUUUCUUGAGAUUGAUCAAAGCCCUGACUUUUCCAAUGGAUCAUCAGGGCUAGUCCCUUCUGCUAGAUGAUGAUGACCUAUUUCCUGUUUCUUGAUUCCUUUCACUUUCUCCUAACUUCUUCUCCCUCCCUCUAACAGAUGAACUUGUACAUCGUUGUUUUUGAGAUAGGAGGAUAAGGAGGCAAUCGAAUGUUAUUAGGGAAGUGUCAUCUCAGUUGUUUUUGGGUAUUCUUGUGCCUUGUGGUGCACAAUGGAAGUUCAUAUUAUAUUGACAUACUUAACUAUUUUCUGUGAGUGGACACCCCUCGGAUUGGUUCUUUGUACUUUAUAGGUUUGGCAUGAUUAUGAGUAGGAAUGAGAAUCGGUAAGUGAG